GAGAAGGGCCAGGCGGCGGCAGGGGAGAGGAGGGCAGGAGGCGGCGGAGCAGGAGGAGAAGGCGGAGGAGGCACUCGCUCUCCGUGGGGCAGAGCAGGACCGUCUUACUGCCCCCCUCCCCCCGGUUGGUCGCUUCCGCCGUGUAGGUGGCGCCUCUGCUCGGGCUGAGAGUGAGCGUGGUGUUGUCGGAGGGAGAUGGCCCGGGAGCGCCGACGCCAGUAACGGGGAGGUGCUGAGAGUCGCCGAGGGCACGCCGGGCCCUGGUGCCGGUGCUGCCGCCCGCCCGCUCGCCCCUCGCGGCUGCUCUUCCCCCUCCCCCGACACACACACACAGGUCGUGCAUUGAUGGUAAUGUAUGCGAGGAAACAGCAGAGACUCAGUGAUGGCUGUCACGACCGGAGGGGGGACUCGCAGCCUUACCAGGGGGGUGAUGUUUUACAGGCACUUAAGUAUUCAUCGAAGAGUCACCCCAGUAGCGGUGAUCACAGACAUGAGAAAAUGCGAGACGCCGCAGAUCCUUCACCACCAAAUAAAAUGUUGCGGAGAUCUGAUAGUCCUGAAAACAAAUAUAGUGACAGCACAGGUCACAGUAAGGCCAAAAAUGUGCAUAUUCACAGAAUUAGAGAGAGGGAUGGUGGGACCAGUUACUCUCCACAAGAAAAUUCACAUAACCACAGUGGUCUUCAUAGUUCAAAUUCACAUUCUUCUAAUCCAAGCAAUAAUCCAAGCAAAACUUCAGAUGCACCUUAUGAUUCUGCAGAUGACUGGUCUGAGCAUAUUAGCUCUUCUGGGAAAAAAUACUACUACAAUUGUCGAACAGAAGUUUCACAAUGGGAAAAACCAAAAGAAUGGCUUGAAAGAGAACAGAGACAGAAAGAAGCAAACAAGAUGGCAGUUAAUAGCUUCCCAAAAGAUAGGGAUUACAGAAGAGAGGUGAUGCAAGCAACCGCCACUAGUGCAUUUGCCAGUGGAAUGGAAGACAAGCAUUCCAGUGAUGCCAGUAGUUUGCUCCCACAGAAUAUUUUGUCUCAGACAAGCAGACACAAUGACAGAGACUACAGACUGCCAAGAGCAGAGACUCACAGUAGUUCUACGCCAGUACAGCACCCCAUCAAACCAGUGGUUCAUCCAACUGCUACCCCAAGCACUGUUCCUUCUAGUCAAUUUACGCUACAGUCUGAUCACCAGCCAAAGAAAUCAUUUGAUGCUAAUGGAGCAUCUACUUUAUCAAAACUGCCUACACCCACAUCUUCUGUCCCUGCACAGAAAACAGAAAGAAAAGAAUCUACAUCAGUGGACAAAUCUGUAUCACAUUCUUGCACAACUCCUUCCACGUCGUCUUCUGGACUGAAUCCCACAUCUGCACCUCCAACAUCUGCUUCAGCAAUCCCUGUUUCUCCUGUUCCACAGUCACCAAUACCUCCAUUACUUCAGGAUCCAAAUCUUCUUAGACAGUUGCUUCCUGCUUUGCAAGCUACACUGCAACUUAAUAAUUCUAAUGUGGACAUAUCCAAAAUAAAUGAAGUUCUUACAGCAGCUGUGACACAAGCCUCGUUACAGUCUAUAAUUCAUAAGUUUCUUACUGCUGGACCAUCAGCUUUCAACAUAACUUCUUUGAUUUCUCAAGCUGCUCAGCUCUCUACACAAGCCCAGCCAUCUAAUCAGUCUCCAAUGUCUUUAACGUCUGAUGCAUCAUCCCCAAGAUCCUAUGUGUCUCCAAGAAUAAGCACACCUCAAACUAAUACAGUCCCUAUCAAACCUUUGAUUAGUACUCCUCCUGUUUCAUCACAACCAAAGGUUACUACUCCAGUAGUUAAGCAAGGACCAGUUUCACAAUCCGCUACACAGCAGCAGCCUGUCACUGCUGACAAACCACAAGGUCAUGAACCUGUCUCUCCUCGAAGUCUUCAGCGCUCAAAUAGCCAGAGAAGUCCAUCACCUGGUCCAAAUCAUACUUCUGGUGGUAAUGCAUCAAAUGUAACAGUUGUACCACAGAAUUCAUCUACCCGAACUACAUGUUCAUUAACACCUACGCUAGCAGCACACUUCAAUGAAAAUCUCAUAAAACAUGUUCAAGGAUGGCCUGCAGAUCAUGCAGAAAAGCAGGCAUCGAGAUUGCGAGAAGAAGCCCAUAACAUGGGGAGCGUUCACAUGUCAGAAAUUUGUACUGAAUUAAAAAAUUUAAGAUCUUUAGUCCGAGUAUGUGAAAUUCAAGCAACUUUGAGAGAGCAAAGGAUACUAUUUUUGAGACAACAAAUUAAGGAACUCGAAAAGCUAAAAAAUCAGAAUUCCUUCAUGGUGUGAAGAUGUGAAUAAUUGCACAUGGUUUUGAGUACAGGAACUGUAAAUCUAUUGCCCAAUCUUAACAUUUUUGAUCUGCAUUUAAGUAGACUUUGGACCGUUAAGCUGGGCAGAGGAAAUGACAAGGGGACGGGGGUCUGUGAGAGUUAAUUCAGGGGAAAGAGACAAGACUGAUUUGUAAAACCCUUGAAAUGUAGAUUUAAUGUAGAUGUAUUCUUCACGUUGUAAAUAUGUUUUGUAGAGUGAAGCCAUGGGAAGCCAUGUGUAACAGAGCUUAGACAUCCAAAACUAAUCAAUGCUGAAGUGGCUAAAUACCUAGCCUUUUACAUGUAAACCUGUCUGCAAAAUUAGCUUUUUUAAGGAAAAAAAAAAAUGGGGGGGGUUUAAUUUAUCAUUCAGAAAUCUUUGCAUUUUCAAAAAUUCAGUGCAAGCGCCGGGCGAUGUGUGUCUAAGGAGAUACAAUUUUGAACUAUAUAGGUGGUGUACAAAAUAUCAUGAAACAACUGUUUCCACACUUGCACCUGAUCAAGAGCAGUGCUUCUCCGUUUGUUUGCAGAGAAAUGUUUUUUCAUUUCCCGUGUGUUCCAUUUCCCUCUGAAAUACUUGAUCUGAUUUUAUCCAUUUUUGUAAGGCUCCUCUCUUUUUUCUCCUUUCUUAAGGCACUGUUGCUAUGGCACUUUUCUAUAACCUUUUCAUUCCUGUGUACAGUAGCUUAAAAUUGCAGUGAUUGAGCAUAACCCACUUGUUUGUAUAAAUUAUUGAAAUCCAUUUGCACCCUGUAAGAAUGGAAUGGACCUAAAAGUACUGCUGGGCGUGUGUGCUGAAAGUACAUUGAUUGCUCAAAUGUAAGGAAAUGGCCCAAUGAACAUGGUUGUGGGAGGGAAAAGAGGAAACAAAGCUAGUCAGAUGUGAAUUGUAUCUGUUGUAAUAAACAUGUUAAAACAAAUAAAAUGUUAUUUUUCUUUUCCUUUGGUCAAAUGCAUAUUAGAAUUUGAACUACCUGGGGAUUCUUUAUCAGAACUAUUCUUGUUGAAUAUUUCUACUUAAUUGAAAUAAGUCCUUAAAAAGGGGAGGUUUCAUUUAAAGCAGAUUAACAGGAAAUGUGUAUAAGAUAUUUAAUGAAAUAUGAAAUUCAACAAGAAUGAUUAAGUCACUUCCCAAGUGGUUGUCAUUUGUUAAAUCCUGGUUUACCUGUCUUGCUAUUAUAACAUUUCAUUUUGAAGGAUGUUUGUGUUGUAGCUAACUGUUCAAGUCUGGUGCUGACUGCUGUUCUUAGCCAUCACAAAACGCUAAAUUUGUGUAAUUGGAGCUUCCUACUGUUAGCUGGAAAUGGUGGAGAAGCUCGGCUUUGUAUAUUGUUUUCCUAAAGUAUAUUAAAAUAAAAAAAGAAACUA
Messenger RNA from Molossus molossus (Pallas's mastiff bat), 3695 nucleotides. It is a transcript of the gene WAC, whose product is annotated as WW domain containing adaptor with coiled-coil. Gene Ontology annotation, cellular component: nucleus. The coding region runs from base 346 to 2304 and encodes 652 amino acids. Lineage: Eukaryota; Metazoa; Chordata; Mammalia; Chiroptera; Molossidae. Gene Ontology annotation, biological process: regulation of autophagy; positive regulation of TORC1 signaling. Gene Ontology annotation, molecular function: RNA polymerase II complex binding; chromatin binding. The transcript is spliced from 14 exons. The record is from RefSeq and is a predicted model, not a curated record.